Messenger RNA from Caenorhabditis angaria, 4068 nucleotides. The record is from the annotation of a GenBank genome assembly. Lineage: Eukaryota; Metazoa; Nematoda; Chromadorea; Rhabditida; Rhabditidae.
UUGAAAAGAGGAGGCGUGUCGGCAAUUUGUCCACCUCUUGUUGUUGCCCCGAAUUUCGGCACGCUUGAGCUGAUUCCGGCUUCUUCGCUUUCAAAUUCACAUUCAACUGCGACUACAUCAACUCAAGAUUCGGGUAUGGCUUCGAUUAAUAGUUCGAUACAUUCUGGAAGUGCCAAUACUGAUCGAUUGUUAUCGUUGAGACGAAGACCUGUUCAAAUUACGGCUGAUCCGAGAGUUUAUAAAGGAAGUGUUUAUGCGAAUCGUAGAACUGCUGCUAAUAAUGUAGGUUCGAAAAAAUUUUAUUUUUUUCAAAAAAAUAAAAAAGUUGUGCGCCGGCUGGGGGUCGAACCCUGGUCUUGCAAAAGUUGGGCAGUAAUGCUAACCACUCGGCCAACUGGUUAUUUUUUUCGAAUGUCGAAAAUCUCGAAUAUAAAAAGGGUGCAAAAACAAUCUAUCUACUAUAUACUAAUUGGGAAAAUUUUUUUGGCAAUAGUGUGUCCGGGUCCCGUUCUCCAAACUGUGUGCAUAAAAAUUGAUGAUCAAAAAAAGAAGAAGUUUCUAAAUGUUGGCAGCUCGAUGCGCUUCCUAUUCAUUCUUUCUCAAAAUUUCUUUGAGUGCGCGGAGAAUAAAAAGUUUGAAAAUCUCAAUGUAUUUUUCGGAUUUAAAAUGUGUCGCUCGACUUUUCUCAAUUUCCAGAAGACCAUUUUUGAUGGGACCUUCCCCAUUCUAUCCCAAAUUCUUCCCUACCGAGGCGCUAAUAUUCGAUUUUUCAAAAAAUGCGCGAGUUUUCACGUGAAAAAUCGAAACUUUUUUCAUGUAAAAAAGAAUGAUCACGUUUUUAUUCGAAAAAAAUAUUAGGACACGUUUCUUAUCUGAUCGUUCUAUUCUCUGAAAAAGUCAACAAUUUUUGGGCAUUUCUCAAUGUUUCUCUUUCCCUAAUCGAAAAAUAGAUUAAUCAGAAAAACGUAAGUCAAACUACUGUAGAUGGCGUUAGCCAGCGAAGCCCUUCUAGUUUUUCCCCAAAAAUAUUCCAAAUUCCAGGCAAAACAAGUGGAAAAAGUCGAGAAUCGUGAGAAAAGAUAUCGAGUUGGUGUGAUUCGUGAUCAACUAACAUCGCUACUUCCACGUGUUCCUCUUCAAAAGAAAUCAACCACGACAAACCCUAAUAACAUAAUUUCUCGAAGGUCGGAAGUUUACAUUUCCUCCCUCUUUCCCUCUCUCUAACAUAAAUAAUUCUUAUUUUUAGCCCCAACAAUUUUCUACCGGAACUUCGAAGUGGGUCAAUCGAUAAAAAACAAAAAAGUUUUGCAACAGCUCGAUUUGCGCCGAUUCGGAAUUCAGCUGAAACCCGUAGAAAAAUAUCAAUCGAGAACAAUAACAUCAACAAAUUUCCAGUCAAAGUAAUGGUGAAUUUCGAUAAUUUUAAUAACAACAACAACAAAGAUCGAUAUGGAGGAGGAAUUGGAGGAGGAGGACAUCGAAUAAUAUCGUCACAAACAGCGACACCUCCAACUUCAUCGAGACCUGUGUAUCCUAUUGUUAACAGUGGUGUACAAACAGAUGAUGUAUGUCUUUACUAUAAAACACUACAAAAUAAUAAUAAUUGAUUAUAGGACUUUGAUGAAAAAUUUGAUGAUUUGGUUAAGGAAUUGGCUAAUUCUGCGAUAUCGAUGGCAGUUUAUCAAAUUGAGGUAACAUUCGAAAAAAAAACUUUGAUCUACUGUACCGUUUCGAAACCAAAAAAUUUGAAAAUAAUUUUUUCCCGCUCUUAGUCUCGAAACGAAGAUGCCGAACUGCAAUUGGAUUUUAUGUUUUGUAUUUCUCGUGGAGGGUGUUCCAAAUUUUUAAAAUACCGUGAAAAAUCCUAAUUCUGGAUCCCGGCAAGUUUCCAACUAACACAGUGUGUAAUUUUCUACUCAAAAAAAAAUUCCCGAAAUUUUUGAGGCACAAAUUUGCGACGAAGUGAGAAGAGCUUCAGAGAAAAAUAUUUUUGAUCUACCAGAAGAUCUUUUGAAAUUUUGAGGUCCAGCAAUUUUCUGAGCUUCGAGAAAAAGUUCAAAAUUUUUGAACUUCAAGUUUCCAAAGGUGAAUUUCUACCCAAAAGUGUCCUUGCCAUUUUUGAGGUCUGGCCAGAAAUUCAAAUCUCAAUUUCUCCAAGUACUGUUUUCCUCUGCGUCACUAACACCGUUUCGAGACCACCCCGUCGGGCAGAGAAACAAAGUCAAAGACGCAUAUAUGGGUCUCGCAGCGACUGGCAGAAACACAGUACUUUUUUAAAUCAAAUAAUAAUAACGUGGUUUUUCCAGGGUGAAGAUGAGCUUGCGCGAUUGCGAACAUCCGCCCAAAAAACCCAAUCCGAACUCCGUCGAAUAACUCAACAACAAAACGAGCAAACACAAAAAUAUCGAGAAGUGAUCAUGGAGAAAACAUCGCAACUCGAAAAUUGGAAACAACACGAAAGCGAGGCUCGCGAGGCGCAGAAAAUCGCAUUGGAAACAUGCCAAGAAGUGACAAGGAAGACGCUGGAGAAUUUGAGGAUUAUUGAGAAGAAUUCGAAGAAAAGUGUGGCGACUGAUACGAGAGAAAUGAAUCGAUUGGAGGCGAAAAUGAAUCUUGUGACUGCUGAAAUUGAAAAAGACUUUUUACCUUGGAUGUUUCAGAGGGCUGAGAGAAUGUUCAAAAAUCAAAUUGUUAAAAAUCAAUUGGAUCAUAGUAAGUUUUCUGUUUUCUUUGAUGUUUGGAAGGAACUUAGGAUAACUUUCAGUUUCAGGUUUUUUGGGCUUUAAAAUCAGCUUCAAUUUAGGCUCAGGGGUCUGGGCUUCAGAUUUUAUUUGGUCUUUAAAAUUAGGCUUACUUCAGGCUCAUAAAGGCUUCGGCUUUAAGGCAUUUAGGCUUAGGCUUAGGUUUUUAGGUUUUUUUUAUGCUUAGGCUUAGGCUUCUAGGCUUCUAGGUUUUUUAUGCUUAGGCUUACAAGGAAUGGUUUUCAAUGUUCCCCCAAGGAAAAAAUCGAGAGUAUGUGGAAUGUUGAGGGUUCCCGUGGGUAAGAAAAACCCUAACGGGAAUAAGGAGAAAAAUGCCUUAUUCUCGAGAAAAAAUGUAUUUUAGGUCGAUUUUUUCAGCAUUUUUUGAUUUUUAGAGCAUCUAUAACUCGAUUUUGAAACUAUUUCAUGAGCUUUUGAGUCGUGGAAGUUGUUCAGAAUGGUCGAUUACGUGUUUGUGAAACUUUUUAUCAAAAAAUUAGACAUUUUUUGAAAUUUGGUUUUUUUAGUCGGGGUUUUUCUGAUCAAAUGGUCACCAAAAAACACAAAAAAUAAUUUUUUCCAUUUUCAAAUGAACGGAACUUGAAAAAUUUAUGACGGUCAACAGACGUAAUUUGGUCCGUAGAAUCCGAAAAUCAUAGUCUCGAUUCACACAAACUUCUCCUUCACAACGAAAACGUUGAUUUUCUAUGAUUUUUUCAAACUGGAUUUUUGAUUUAGUGGACUUUUGGGACCAAAAUUAUUUUAUUCCUAAUUUUAGUCGAAGUAAUACUAAAGUACGCCGUUUGCCCUACAAAUGGAUUUUUAGACCGACAUUUUUCAUCAAUUUUGAAAAAAGUUUCGAUUUUUCUAAAAAAUUUCAUCGCAAAAAUCAAUAACACCAAAAUUUUCUAAAACAAGGCAUUUUUCUCCUUAUUCCCGUUAGGGUUUUUCUUACCCAUGGGAACCCUCAACAUUCCACAUACUCUCGAUUUUUUCCUUGGGGGAACAUUGAAAACCUUUCCUUGUUAGGCUUCAAGGCAUUUUUAGGCUUAGGCUUAGGCUUUUAGGCUUUCAGGCUCAAGCUACUAGGCUUCAAGGCUUUUUUUUAGGCUUAGGCUUAGGCUUCUAGGCUUGGGCAAUUUUCUGUGAAAAAAAUAAAUUCCAAAUAAAAAAUUUUCGCGCCACUCAAAUUCACUUCCGCAAACUCCCCCAAAAGUUCAAAACUAUUCAUCAAUCUAAUUUAUUUGCAGGCAUGUUGAAUGAAGUGGAACAUCGAAGAGAGCAAGCAAAAAAACGGCUUAUUAAUAUGAAUUCGCAUUUAUUAUAA